AUGUGUCUUUUUUUUUAUAUAAACAUGCUCUCUAUUGUGGCUUACAAAUAAUAUAUUGCUUUAUUUUUAAGCAUUUGCAAAUUUGGAAAAAAAACUUUUUAGAACACUGUGAUUGUGAACUUGUGUCGCCCAAAAGAAUUAAAUUUAUAUUCUAUAGGCUUAGUGUUGUAUUAGCCAGCUAACACUUGACAGGUUGUGAGAGACGGGUUGAUAGGGGGCAUUGUCCCUAACAGUUUGCCUUUAACCCAGAACCAUGUAAAUAACUACUUAUGCUGAGUAUUUUUCAAACUUAAAAAAUGAUCUAUGUAUGUAACACCGAAGAAGUCACUUCAUAAUCUGUAAGACAUGCCACUGGACCCAAUAGACCCGAACAGCACCGGUUUGGUGGAAAAGUCAAGUCAUGAUGUCACUCCAAGCCUGAAUGAGACACGAUGAUGGUGAUGAGGCUGCCGGGGGAAGACUUGAGGGAGAUACCCCUUAAAGUUAAAAUCAAUGACAAGCAGUCAAACCAAACGAAACUGACGUUGGCAGACCACAACAGGGAACUGUCCAUUCAGAACUUUCUGCGUCUCUUUACUAAAAAAGAAGCAGCAGCUUGAGAAGAGACGAGCAGAGAAAGUUGAAUUUCCAAAAUGGUUGCAGAGGUUGUUGUUGUACUGUUGCCUGUUGUCAUGUCCCCCCAGUGCCUGUAGUAGUGCUGUAAGAAGCCUCGGUCCGCUGACAAAACCAACACCCUCUUCCCGAUGUAUAACGGCUACUUUAAUCGAAAUAUCAGACGCAGAAAUGCCUGCAGCUUCCUCGCAAAAUUAUACCUCUAAACUAAAUUAGAGGAGCCGCGUGCUGGUGGCCGGAGAGCGGAGCGGAAAACCCCGGGUAUGUGUUGUAGCCGUCGACCGAAGGAAAACUGCUACAUAUCAAGCGAAUGCUAACUGGCUAAGCUACCCUCAGAGGCGGAGCGGCCUGCUAAGCACCGGGACUCGGCGAGAGCUGGAGGCCGCAUAGCUUGCGAGGCAGAGUGGGUUGUUCGCUACGCGAGUCGGGAGGCUCGAGUUCGAAGGUCUCGUAGGCCGACGCUGAUUUUUCAGAUAGUUCCAGCCCUGGGAUGUAUGAAGGCAAACACAUCCACUACUCAGAGGUGGACCACAAGCCUCUGUGUUCAUAUAGCCCAAAGCUCUGCAAGCAGCGUCGGCUCAACGGCUACGCCUUCUGCAUUCGCCAUGUUCUUGAGGACCGAACAGCCCCUUUCAGGCAGUGUGAAUAUGUAGCCAAGUACAACAGCCAGCGCUGCACCACCCCUAUCCCCAAGACUCAGGAUCGCAAGUAUUGCAGCAGCCACCUGCAAGUCAUGGGUGUCCUCCCGAAGAAAGAGAGGAAGAAGAAACAUGACACUCUUGACUCUUUGGCCAUCAACAUCACUGUGCCCUCCCUGGCUUUGAAGUCCCCCAACGGCCUUCACCAUUUAACUCCAUCCUCACCCUCCUCCCUUGCUUGUCUUAUCCCCUUAGACCCCUUUGUCUACUGCAAGGGUGUGAAAGUGAGGAAAGAAGAAAUUAACCUGGGGAUGAAACCUCCAGCCCUCCCAUCACCUAAUCACAAACAGAAACAUAAAGAUUACAAUGUGGCUCCACCUGUUUCGCUCUUGUCCCCUCCUUCCCGUGUUCCUACUCUAUCCACACAGCAGCCUGAAGCACCCAAGCAGGUAUCUACAGUUCCCACCUGCCCUAUGACACUCACCUCAAAGCCUCCCAAAAACUCAUUAGGAACAUCAUGUGCAACAUCACCUGUUCAGACUGAUGGUCAAACCUUGACAAGACCAACCAAUCCCAUGCCACAAAUGUUUCAAAAGCCUGCCCUUGACAAAAGAACCCUACCUACAACUCCAGGCCGCCAACCAAGUAGGAAUGACCUACACUGUCACCCAGUAACACCUUUAAAUCCUGGACAACAUCAGGUUCCCUGCUUGCUACAGCUCAAGAGACUGUUGGCUCUACGGAGGACGAAGCAGGAGGAUUUGAACCCACAUUUCGGAACAGACUGGUCUGAGGACAGUGGAGAAGAGGAAGAUGGCCAGCUUGAAAGAGUUGUAUCAUAUCAGAUUCUGAGCCUUCAGGAGAAAUCCACUGCAGAGAGUGCUGGUGGUGGUGGCUCACGGAGGGAGCGACUGGCAGGUUUGUGCUCCUAUCUGAGACAGAAACACCGGCUCCUGUGCCGGGAAGAGAGAAAGUUUCGGAGGGAGAAAGGGUCCAGAUAUGCUUUACGCAAAGUUCUGCUGCAGGCAGCCUCACAGGACUCCAACCAUGCUGCUCAACUACUUCAGGAACACCAUUCCACAACUUUAACCAACUCCAGUACUGCAGGAUCAUAUGAAGGACGCCCAGACUCAGGACUCUGUGCAGCUCAGGUGGAUGGUGAAGCCUGCACUAACCGCUCCCUGCCUUUCACCCAACACUGCUUCCAACAUGUCCUGCAGAACAGGUGCCAACAGCUGUUCUCAAGCUGCACUGCACGGUUUGCAGACGGGGCACAGUGUUCUGUUCCAGUCUUUGACAUCACACACCAGACACCGCUGUGUGAGGAGCAUGCUAAGAAAAUGCAGGACAACUUCCUACGUGGAGAUGUCAGUCGCAGAACGUAUCACCACCAGCAGCAGCUGCAGCAGCGUAGGCGGCUAAAGAAGGCCAAACUUCCAGCACUAGGCAAAAAACAGAAGAAGAAAAGCAGGAAAUCGGGGGUACGACGUCCUCAGAAGCCCAUUCCCCCUGCACUGCCCCAGGGCAACCUGGCACUGCCCUCCAUCCUGUGCCUAGAGCCUGGUGGCAUCAGCAGGAGUCCCUUAACACCAGACCUGAGCGCCGAUGAACUUCCCGAUGACAUCACUAGUGAUAUCAGUGACAUUCCUCAUGACCUGGAGCUGAACCAGGAGGAUUUCUCAGAUGUUCUUCCCCGAUUUCCUGAUGACCUUCAGGACUUUCUCUUUGAAGGAAAGACCAGCGAACUGUUGCCCACCUCUGAGGAAGCUGAGGAGCUAGUGCGGGUAUUACAGGCCAUGAGCUCCUACCCAGAGUCCCUCGCGUGUCUAAGCAGCAUGGCAGAGCUUGGGCCGGUGGAGGGUUCUGACUGUCGAGGAAUGGAAGGGGGUGUCGUGGACCUUCUCAGCGCCCGCCUGUCGGCCGAGACGCUCUCCAGUUUGGAGCUAGACCCUAGCCUACUACCAGCCACUGAAAACGCCUUUUCCCCAUCUGCACCUUCCCCGCAUCCUCCACUUACUCCCCCUUCAUCCGUAGGCCACCUGACAGACAGCAUAAAUGUGCAGCAGAGACAGCCCCCCACUCUCCUGGCCAAAACUGGUGACCCCAAAGAGGACCUGGGGAACCUGGUCCUCACCCGGGAUGAGGACAUCUCCCACGGCUCCUGGGGCGUUCUGGCCCUCCCCCUCAGCGACUCGGCCCAGUUCCACAGUCUUGUGGCUUCGGACGGCCUGCUCAUGUCCACAGCACUCUCCACCCCUCCUACACCCAUGCCCCCAGCCCCGUGUCAGCCCACCACACUCUCAGCCCUGCCAGAAAGCAGCCUUACCAUCCCGAUCACCUCCAAUUCUUCCUCCUCCUCUUCCUCAGCCUUGUGCACCAGUCAGUUGAAGCACCCCUGCCCCCCUCUGUUCAACCACUGCGGGAUUCCCGCCGACCUGCAGCCUCACCACAGUGCUCCAGCGCCUACUAUGGACCGGACCUGAAUUACACACACCCUUGUGGACAACUGUCAGUAUUCAGGGAGGGUUAGUCACGGGUUCCUCUUCUAUCUCCUAUAUAUGCUCUUCACCAUCUACCUUUUCCCUAUUUUUAUAUUAUUCUUUCUACUUUUCAUUUCUCAGAUACCCCUAAACAAACAGGCUUGUGCCAGGUGACAGCUUACAGAGGGAGCUUUCAAAUCUGCAUUGUUUGGUCCAUACUUUUCAGUUUAAUCCAAAUCAAUGUUAUAAAACAGGUAUGAAGGGUGGUUAAAAAGUUGGAAUUGGGUUCGUUUGCAGUUUGUAUGCACUUUUCUCAGUUUAUUCCUGUAUAAAUUACAGGAAGCUUAGGCAGGCUGUUGUCACCCUUUAAACAAUAGAAAAAGAAAAAGAAGCAGUGUUGUGCCGAAAUCCGACUCCCCUUGGCGUGCAGGUGCAUCCCGUUGCAGUAUGGGUGCAACAGAUGACACUGUUGAUUCCUCUAUCUACUGUAACUGUGUAUUACUCAUUUUUUAUAAACAGAAAUGAAAGAAAGCUAAGGUAAAUAUGUUACACUCCUUCUGCUUUGAGAUGCACCUGCACUUAAAGAUUUCAAGUCAGAAUCGGACAGUGAGGCAGAAUUCGGGACAACACGUGGAAUUGCUUUUCAAACAUAUACCUUCCUAUGAACCAAUCAGGGUCAGGAAUAGAGAGACUCUGCCUACAUGGGUAGGUGAUGAUAAAAAAAUAUGUAGUAAAGUGCACUCAGUCACUAAACUGCAGUGUGAAACUGAACAAAAUUAACCAGACUUUUAACAGUCAGAAUCAGUGUUAGUGGCCAUUUAAAAAUUAGCAUUUAAAUCCAACAGAUUUUGCUACAAUUAUUGUUAUUAUUUAUGGUAAUGGUGAUAGUAGUAGUAGCAUCUCUGUAAGGCUGAUAUUCCUGAAUAAUGGAUAAUCUUGAAAGCAUUAACAGAUAAAUGUUCUUUUAAGAUAAAGAUAAUGAUAAUGGUGGUGGUGAUAAUAAUAAUAACCAUAGCACACAUUUUCCAGUAAUUUAAGACCCAUCAAAAAUAGUGAACCCAUUCUCCCUGCCCUACUAUUUACAGAGCUAUAAAGCAGACAUACAUAUUUUAAUCUGCAUUUUUUUAUAUUUUUAUCAAAUUAACCUGACUAAAUUCAAAAUAUUUAAUGGUGUAAUCCAUAAAUUUAAAUUUUAAAAUGCAUUUUGUGUUUUGAACUUGGGAGUUACUGAAAUUUGAUACUGGAAAAAUACGUUCCAAAAUAUCAACAGUUUUUAGAUAAAAACUAUUCAGAUCCACAAAUAUGUUUGAAAAUGUUUAAUACUUUUGAAAUUUAAAACAUUUUGAACUGUUUAAAACGUUUACAUCAAUUAGUUUUACAUAAAAAAUAUGAAUUUAAGAUGGAGGUUUUACAGCUUAUUCUGAUAUCUUACAAAACACACAAAACAAUGUAUGAAUUACACCAUCAAAUAUUUUUAUGGUUUUAUCAAAAUUUUCAAUAAAAAUGAAUAUUCAGAUAUGUCUGUCAGCCUUUAAGCUGCAUAACUAUUCAAACUGCUUUAACUGAAGUGAAGAACUGGGGUCAUUUUUCAGUUUCCUACAUUCACAUACUGGUAUUCCAUCAUUAUAAUAAAUAUAAAAUAUAUCGUUAUAUUAAUAAAGUGAUUUAGACUGUCACUGGUGCAGGCCUACACCCACCAUUCCCCACCCUCUUCCCCAAAGCAAUAAAAAAUAUUAAACAAAAAACCCCGUCAUGACAUAGUAUAGUCAUGUUUUAUUUUCUAUAGCAAACAGAUAUAGAUGGAUUUUAGACAUGGAAGCGUACCGCUUGUAUUCUUAUAUGCAUAUUUAAUAUAUUUAUAGAGUAGUGAUGAUCUGCACAACUAGUUUUAUUGAUGAGUUGAAAAAGUGAAAAGUGUGGUUACUGGUGGAAAUGUGGUUACUCGUUUAUAAAAUGAAUACAGAAUGGUUGCAUUAUCUGCGAUCGAGGCAGAGGGAACGAGGUGACGGUUGUCUGAGUUGUCCCCUCUCUCAUCCUGUAAUGAUUGAAAUGCUUGUUUUGGCAGGUGGUGUUUGUGCUUUAAGUAGCUGUUAAAGCAAACGGGCUCUGCUUUUGGUGUAAGUGCAAUGAUGAAAACUAUGUAACACUUCCUACUCAGUGUAGUUUAAAUCGAUACACAUUUACACACCCCAAUGUCAUGUAAAGAAAAGCUAUGCUUAAAAAUAUUCACUGUCAUAAAUGUCACAUACUGUAUGUGUGUAAUGUAACGCUGAUGUCCGAGACUAUGUUCACACAGCACGUGGCCCAAAUCCACCCCCCUCACCAAGUCUUUUGUUUCGCUCACUAAGUGUGAACAGACUAAAAUAUCUGCCGAUCUUUUGAAUGUGAUCUAUAUCUGACAUUGGUCUGAUUACUUCACGCUCCUAAACUGACGCUCAUAUGCACUAAAGAGCAACACAUCGUGUGAAGUUUCGGUUUUAUGCUUGCCAGAAAUAUUAAAUAUUUUUUUUUACUAACUGGCAUUGAAUUUGUAUUUUAUAAACCUGAAUGAUGUUUCCUUAAUAAUGAAUCUAAAAAUGAAGGUUUGACCCUAACUCACUGCUGAUAUUUUUUUUUCUCAUGUGGAUAUGUAUGUCAGUACCACGUUAAAGUGGUAAAAUAAGAAUCAAAAACAUGAGAUUUAGUGUGUUUUGUGCCAGUCAAACUGCAACACAAAUAACACCUCCGUGUCCCAAAUUAUGUAAAUGAUAGAAUUUGAGCCACUUUUACCUGCUGUUUGCGCUGUGUAACACAUAUAUUCUAAAGGGCACUGCUUUACUUGAAGCUUCGGUUUCAUCCUUAUCAGAAUCUCAAGAGCUAUGAGGGAGUUUAGGCUGCAGUUGGGCUUGUCACUGAGAAUUCACUUUAACCUUGUUGUCAUGUUAUUUGGACACAGGCAGGUUUUUAGUUUAGUUUUUUCCCCUUUGACACUGCAGCUGCAGACUACACAAAUUACAAAUCUGUGUUACAUAUGACGAAAAUGUUUGAUUUAAGCCACUUUUGCCUGUUGGGUGAACAUAGUCAAAAGCAUUCAUGUUAAGUUACUUCAGACAUUGCUUGUAGUACAGGAGGUGCACCAGGAAUUUGGUUGGGUCAGUUUGAAUGCCCUGUCCUCAAGCAGCACCACACCUCUCUCUGAUUUACACAUUUAGAAGAAAAUGUUCAGUAAAGGCAGUUUUCAAGCCUAAAGAGAAAGGCAGUGAACAGUAAAAUAUUUAAAUAGUAUAUUAAUAAAUGUAUAGCAAAAUGACAAGUAGGCCUGCUAAUGUAUCGGAUGGCUCAAUUCCUCAAACGUGCAUAAUGGAAAGGUAUUCUGAAGCAGAGAGAGAAGCUGGCUUAGAUUUCUUUUAUACUUGUAUUCACUGAAUGUAUUGGAAGAUUUGUUUAUUAUAACCGAAUCGAUUUUAUCAGUCCCUGCUUUGUGAAAGGUAUUUCUAUUGUAUUGACGUCUACUUUUUUUGUUACUAAAGUGUGUGGAUGUGGGUAUGUGGUAAAACACAUGUAUGAGAAACAAUCUUUUUAUUAUUAUUAUUAUUAUUAUUUGAAAUGUGUGAAUUAAAUCAACUAUGACCAUGAA
Messenger RNA from Astyanax mexicanus (Mexican tetra), 7346 nucleotides. It is a transcript of the gene ino80db, whose product is annotated as INO80 complex subunit Db. Lineage: Eukaryota; Metazoa; Chordata; Actinopteri; Characiformes; Acestrorhamphidae. Gene Ontology annotation, cellular component: nucleus. Gene Ontology annotation, molecular function: protein binding. The record is from RefSeq and is a predicted model, not a curated record. The transcript has 10 exons. Bases 1103 to 3733 code for a protein of 876 amino acids.